CCGGCCCCUCUGCCCCGCCCGCGCCGCUGCGCCGCCGUGCCCCGGAGGGGCUGCAGGGCCGGGCGCGUCCGCGAGGGGCGAGGGCGGCGGCGGCCCCCCGGGACAAUGCGCUGAGCGCUCGGGGCAGCGGCAAGCAAAGUUGCGGUAGAAGAUGAACAACGCCGAAAUCACAAAGCCACCACUAGCACCGAAACCAAAGAUUAUUGGUCAUCUUUCUCCAGUAGCUGUCUCCAAAUUUUCUCCUUCACUGCCAAGGGCUGAUAUUCUUCAUAGCCCAAACUCUAUGUCGAGGGGUCCCAAACCACCUAUCGCUCCCAAGCCAAAAUUGUCAGCUGACACUGAGGGCAAAUCAGGUGUUUAUACCAACAAUAACUUAAAUAAAUGCUCAAAUGGGAAACUGGUAUGUCUUGAUGGAGAGCUGUAUGAAGGAAACCAAUGCAGUGCUGAUUGCUCAGAAUCUGAGGCAGAAAAUGAAUACAUUGUAGUUCCUGAAGCUCAGCUGACCAGCAAAGACUGUGAUGACUUGGAACAUGAGCAUGAUCAGAACCUAGAUUUCUCUGUGGAAAAUGAAGUCUUGGGAACUCCACAAGAGCUAGAGAUGGAAGAGAAUAUCAUUGCUAAUGAUGAGGAUACCAGUGAUCGAGAAGCCAUGGAAGAUGAACACCAUAACUCUUCAGAUAUUGCUGAAUCAAUGGAACCACACUCUGAAGAGUCAACCAGAGACUGUGACCAGUCUGAAGCACUUUGUGAGGAGUCCUCAAAUGCCCCUGAUGGGGAUAGUGAUGCUUCCAAAAAUGUAAAUGAGGAGGAGGAGGACGUAGGUGAUUAUAGUGAAACCAAAAACAAGGAGGACACUUCUAACAACCUGGAACUGGUUAAGGACAACAGUGAUUUUAAGACUGACACUGAUAACACUAUAAAUAGGGAUGAGGAACUAAUGGGUGAUAUGCUUAAAGAUACCACUGUAAUGCCACUACCUGCAGACGAAUCAAUCCCAGGUUGUGAGAAGGCAGGACAGGAGGAGGAGGAACUGCUGGAGAUUUUAGAAAAGGGAGAUGGGUGUCUAGCACAUGAUGGUGACCACACUGCACAUGCAAAGCUUGAUUUAAACAUAGAAGGGGACUUAGAAAAUGAUGGCUGUGCAAGCCCUGACAUGCUGCCUGAUAAGGCCAAUGAAGAAAUCACUCCUGGCAUAGAACCAUGUGAAGAUGAACCCAGUGCUGAAAGUGGUUUAGGAGCGUCCAUCCACCAAGCAGUAGCUGAAGAGGAAGAAGCAGACCCAAAUGAGUCCAAUAAUACAAACACAGGAAAUGACGGGGAUGGCUGCCAGAUCACUGAGAGGAGUGAUGAGAAGACAUCAGAGGUAGCCUGUGAAGCAAGCAACAACUCUGGGAGAGGAGAAGAGGAAACUGUGAAUGCACAGAGUAUGGAUGAUAGCUGUCAAAAUGCUCCGUGUGAGAAUGAAUGUGAUGAGGAAAUACCCAUGGGACAUUCAGAUGAGAAUCUUCAAACAGAAGGGAUCUCUCUGGAUGAAGAUGGUGGGAUCUCUGAAAGUCUACCUACUAGUCCAGGGAUGGAGCCUGAGCUGGAAAAUGUGACUGUUGAAGAGCAUGGUGAAAGUAUGGUGGAAACCUCUAAUUCAGAUAAGCUGCAACUUGAAGACAAUGAGGUAGAAGCAAACAGCCUCAGUCAAAGUGUCCCAAGUCCACCUCAACAGAUCCCACUUGAGGAAGAGUUAGGAGUCUGUAAGCAUGGCAAAAUGAAUGUCGAAUGUGGGACCAGUCAUGUCUUGCAUGAAAAUCUAGCAGUUCCUGAAGUGGUGAUUGUGCCUGAAGAAUGUGAGGAAAAAGAAACUAACAGCGAUUCCCUAGAUGACCCUUACGUGCUUCCUACAGAAAAUGAAAUUGCUUAUGAUGGGCAGACUGAUUUAGGAGCUGAUCACAAUAAACAGGAUGAAUUGGGCAUGGAUGGUGAAAACAACUUGCUGCCCAUUGAUCGUAAAAGUAUUGUCACCAGGACACGGUCGCUCUCUGGGAAAAUGCCAGGCUACGUCCCAGAAACAGUGCCAGAAGAAACUGGACCUGAAACUGGUUUGCCAUCUUCCCACAAUGGCCCUGGUACAGAUUUAAGCAAUAGCUUUUUUACAGUGGAAGGAAAACCAAUGGAAGCCAACAGGGCAUUACGAACGAAGUCAAGACGUUUCAUUUUAUAUCCUCGAUCUUACUCUGUUGAGGGGAGAGAGAUACCUGUCUCUGUUUACAGAGAAAGUGAUGGCUGUGUACUGGACGAUGGUAGAAUAAAAAGGACAGAAGACAAUUUGUCGUUGCCUUGUGUCAAUGGCUCCUCUGGUAGUUUUUCCCAGAGAAAUCAUCCUUCAUCAUGUGGCCUAUCUACUCCAUCCUCAGUUGUGGAUAUACCACCUCCUUUUGAACUUGCCUACAUCACCAAAAAGCCAAUCACUAAAAGUUCCCCUUCACUUUUGAUAGAGAAUGAUUCACCUGAUAAGUAUUCCAAGAAAAAGAAGUCUUCCUUUAAGAGGUUCCUCACUCUAAAAUUCAAGAAAAAAGCUGAAAGUAAAGUCCAUGUAGAUGUUAAUGUUUCCUCUUCAAGGUCCUCAUCAGAGUCCAGCUAUCAUGGGCCUCCAAGGCUGAUGGAGCUGGACAGGAGAAGCCUAAGUAACUCACCUCAACUAAAAUCACAUGUGGGCAAACUCCGUGCAUCUGAGUCUCCCUCAGCUGUGCUUUUCUAUAAGGACAGUAAAAGAAAAGGAACACCCAAGUCCUUCAGCAGGAGUGUGUCAAGAGUGGAAUCUUUCGAGGACCGGACCAGACCUCCUUUCAUGCCACUCCCAUUAACAAAGCCCAGGUCCAUUUCUUUUCCCAAUGCUGACACAUCUGACUAUGAGAACAUUCCUGCUAUGAGCUCUGAUUAUGAAAACAUACAAAUUCCUCCUCGAAGAUCCACCAGAGCAGGAACUUUUACUGAAUUUUUUGAAGAUCCCAGCAGGGCAAUAUCUGCUGCUAAUGAGAAUGAUGGCUAUGUGGAUAUGAGCAGCUUCACUGGCUUUGAGAACAAGCAGCAAAUCACAGACCAGGAAACAGAAAGUGCCUACACUGAGCCCUACAAGGUGUGCCCACUCUCUGUCAUAUCGAUGGAGGUCGUCACAUCAGAUGAGGAACAGAAGAGUUCAGAAGAUGAGGAGAGCAGCCCUGGUGAUCCCAGCCUCAUCAACAAGAAAGAAGGCCAGUCCAGAGCUUACCUCAUUGCCCAGGAGCUGAUGUCUUCCGAAAAAGCAUAUGUGGAGAUGCUCCAGCUGUUGUGUAUGGAUUUCUAUGAACGUAUCUUGAAAGUGCUUGAAGGAGGAGAUGAAAAUGAACAGGAAGAAGUUAAACUCAAGCAGGGCUUAAGUGAACUCCCUGAAAUCUAUGAAUUACACCAAGACAUUCUGGGAGAAUUGGAAGAAAAAGUCCUUAAAUGGGAGGAACACCAGAAAGUUGCCGAUGUUUUUCUCUCCAGAAAAUCAAGGCUGAAUCACCACACAGCAUACAUUAUGCAGUUUGAUAGGAAUUUGGCUUUGCUGGAUGAAACCUGCGUUAAAUGUUCCCAAGCGGCUGCCAUAAUUCAGGAGUUUGAGCAGAGCUCUGGUAGCAGCCCUCAGAGUGUGAAACACCAGCUCUUGAAAGUGGUGCAGCGUGUCUUUCAGUAUCGUGUGCUGCUCACAGAUUACUUGAAUAAUCUUUGCCCUGAUUCUACAGAGUAUGAAGCCACACAAGCUGCCUUAUUCAUCGUUUCUGAAAUCACAGACCGAGCCAAUGACAGCAUGCUCCAAGCGGAAAACUUGCAGAAGCUGAUACACAUUGAGCACAGUGUGAGAGGGCAGAGCGGUCUCCUCCAGCCAGGAAGGAUCUUUGUUAAAGAAGGAACACUGAUGAAAGUCUCUGGCAAACACAGACACCCUCGGCACUUGUUCUUGAUGAAUGAUGUUCUGCUGUACACAUAUCCCCAGAAGGAUGGCAAAUACAGACUGAAAAAGACCUUCGCUGUGUCAGGCAUGAAGGUCAGCCGUCUAGUGACAGAAAAAGCCCAAAACGUCCUGAAGAUUGAAUGUGAUGAAUACUGCCUGACCCUGUCCGCAAGCUCUUGCUCGGAAAGGGAUGACUGGUACAGCUGCAUAAGCAGACACAUCCCAGAUGACUACAAAGCUCACAACGCUUCCACUUUUCACAGCAGCGUGGAGCUAAGGGAAAGGCUUGGAAUACCCUUGGGUGAGAGGCCUCCCACUCUGGUACCUGUGUCCCACGUCAUGAUGUGCAUGAACUGUGGCUGCGACUUUACCCUCACUUUGAGACGACAUCACUGCCAUGCAUGUGGGAAGAUUGUAUGCCGAAACUGUUCAAGAAACAAGUACCCUAUGAAGUACCUCAAAGAUCAAGCAGCCAAAGUCUGUGAUAGCUGCUAUGGGGAACUUAAGAAAAGAGAGCGGCCACUGAGUGUGAGCUUCCCUCCAACUUCAUCCAGGUGUUCAAGCAGUGCCUUCUCCUCUGUCUUCCACAAUAUGCAUUAUUCAUCUUUUAAGAAACAGAAGAAAAUUCCUUCAGCUCUUACAGAGGUGGCAGCCUCAGAAGAGGGAGCUACCAUCAGCGGUUACCUCAGCAGAUCUAAGAGAGGCAAAAGACAAUGGAAGAAACGCUGGUUUGUUAUCAAAGGCAAAGUCCUCUACACCUACAUAGCAAAUGAGGACAAAGUUGCCACAGAAAGUUUGCCUUUGCUGGGUUUCACCAUCACCCCAGAAAAGGAGGAAGGAAAUACGGAUACAGUUUUCCAUCUCUACCACAAGCAGACUCUCUUUUAUAGCUUCCGAGCAGAGGAUAACAAUUCAGCACAAAGGUGGAUUGAAGCCAUGGAAGAAGCAUCCAUAUUAUAGCAGCUAUCACUCAAUGAACUUGGAACAAAUUCUCAGACUUUUAUACUUUUCCAGCAACACUCCCUAUCUUACAAAACUGAACAGUGUAUUUCAGGCAAACUGGCUACGUACACUGGAUAUGAACUGUUUCCAGAUCGCUCCUUUUCCUUCCUCCUUCUUACAUUCGCAUAGAUAAUAUUUAUGGUGAUCUUUAUAUCUGUGCAAGUUCAACCUGCACUAUAAGCUUCUUCUCCAAUUCCAUAGUAAACUAAGUCUAACAUCAAGACAAGAAAACACAUGGAAAUACUGACUACAGUAAGUAACAGGCUUAGUUUUACUCACUCUAGAGCACUGUCAUAUUUAAUUGGAUUGGUUUUGAUGUCUACCAUGAAAUGAGACAAUGUAGUAAACAACAAAUGCUCAUUUAAAGCACUUUAUUUUUAUUGAACUAUAACUUCAGUUUUUCAUGUUUCGAA
Pezoporus flaviventris is the source of this 5379-nucleotide messenger RNA. It is a transcript of the gene FGD5, whose product is annotated as FYVE, RhoGEF and PH domain containing 5. Lineage: Eukaryota; Metazoa; Chordata; Aves; Psittaciformes; Psittacidae. The transcript is spliced from 21 exons. Gene Ontology annotation, cellular component: cytoplasm. The record is from RefSeq and is a predicted model, not a curated record. The coding region runs from base 152 to 4924 and encodes 1590 amino acids. Gene Ontology annotation, molecular function: guanyl-nucleotide exchange factor activity; metal ion binding.